Oryza brachyantha (malo sina) is the source of this 1139-nucleotide messenger RNA. Its product is annotated as ubiquitin-like. Gene Ontology annotation, cellular component: cytoplasm; nucleus; ribosome. Gene Ontology annotation, biological process: translation; protein ubiquitination; modification-dependent protein catabolic process. The record is from RefSeq and is a predicted model, not a curated record. NCBI's taxonomy places the organism in Eukaryota, Viridiplantae, Streptophyta, Magnoliopsida, Poales, Poaceae. The transcript has 4 exons. Gene Ontology annotation, molecular function: protein tag activity; structural constituent of ribosome; ubiquitin protein ligase binding. The coding region runs from base 136 to 552 and encodes 138 amino acids.
CGCACAAAGCUGCGCCGCCAUCUGUUCGCUCUCGCCACCACCACCCAGCGCCAUUUCCAUCCAGCGAUUCAAGCACAAGGAUUUGCCAGGGAGUGGAGGCUUCGGGAGGGGAAGGCAAGCGGAGGGGAGUUGAAGAUGCAGAUCUUCGUGAAGACGGGGGGGAGCGUGACGGGGGGGAAUACCAUCACCCUCGAGGUCGAGAGCAGCGACACCGUCGCCAGCGUCAAGGCCAAGAUCCAGGACAGGGAAGGUAUCCCGCCGGACCUGCAGCGCCUCAUCUUCGCGGGGAGGCAGCUUGAGGAUGGCCGCACGCUGGCCGACUACAACAUCCAGAAGGCGUCGACACUUCACCUGUUGCUUCGCCUACUCGGCGGCUACGUAUACGAGGCCUCGCUCAGGGUCCUCGCCUACAAGCACAAUAUCCACAAGAUGAUCUGCCGCAAGUGCUAUGCAACUCUGCCUCCCAGGGCUACGAAUUGCCGCAAGAAGUGUGGCCACAGCAGUCAGCUGAGGCCAAAGAAGGUGAGGUGGCCCAGGUACUUCAACUUCUGAAGCGUCAUCUCAUCCUUCAGUAUCAUCAGAGUUAUACCAGCGAUCAAGCGUUAUCAAAGCUAAACUUACUACUGGACGUCGAAAGUAGAUGACUACUUAGACUACCUGUUACUUUGUUGAUGGCAUGGCUAGUUAAAUAAUGUUGAUAGUAUCAAAGUAUGGCAGCUUAAUGAGCACUUGUUACCUACUUCAUCUGCUAGCCGUUUCCUUUCCAACCAUGCAAGUUUGCUGGAUGUUGAAUACUGAGUAAACCUUUUGGGUACGGCUGAGCCAUUCGUUACUCAAUUUUCAUGCAUUGGAAACUGUCGGUUGGUCUUUCUCGCCGGGCGAAUUGCGAUUGGGUCUUACAUGUUCUUUGGUUCAGCUUUAUAUGACAAACAUGUGAGAGGUCAUGCUGCUUCCCUGCAAUUAGCAUCCUGCAAGGAGAGCAAAUUCCAGCAGUUCUGCCUCCGAACUGGAAGUACUUGCUUCCACUGAUUUGUGUUGCUUCUUUUCCGCAAAUGAAUCUGCCAAUUUAAUGAUUCUUAACAUAUUGUCAACCCAGCAAGGCCGGCCUGUAUCGGCUAAGAGUAGGGUGGUGUUCAUGU